This is a messenger RNA of Volvox carteri f. nagariensis, 3339 nucleotides long. RefSeq lists its product as uncharacterized. The transcript is spliced from 8 exons. NCBI's taxonomy places the organism in Eukaryota, Viridiplantae, Chlorophyta, Chlorophyceae, Chlamydomonadales, Volvocaceae. Bases 1 to 3339 code for a protein of 1112 amino acids. The record is from RefSeq and is a predicted model, not a curated record.
AUGCUACUGCUGUGGAGCAACUCCGUGGUAAAAAAUUUGCCACACGUCCCUUGGGGAUGCGCGCCCGAUACAUUUGAGUCAAACAACCUUCCUCAGGCUAUGCUGUCAAACCUGCAGCUAGCGGGAAUCCUCGGGUUGUUGCCUCAGCAUGCCGCUCCCCCGGCCGAAGUACAACCGCAAGGCGAGGCCCCCAAGGGGCAGGAAGCUAUUCCGCAACAGUCCAUGCACAUGAAGGAUGAGGGAGGACCCGACGCCGGAGCUUCAGCCGGGCCCUUACCCCCGUCUGAGCCUCAAGCCUCGGCGCCCAGCCAGCACCCCCACCAGCAUCCCCACCAACACAUGAUGCACAUGCAAGGUAUACCUCCUCAGCCGCGCUUUGCACCUCCGCCGGCGCGCUGGCCGCAGUCCGCCAUCUCAGCAGCACAUUGGGACUUCGCUGCAGCGGCGUGCGGGAUGCUCAGCCAGCAGCAGCCUCCAGGCGGGCCUCCUGGCGGGCCUCCAGGGCCUAUGGCUGUGCCGCCGGCCUUGCCAUCCUCUCAGCAGUCUGGAGCCUAUCCCAAUCCGCAGCAGGGCGUCCCCGCCCAAGCGCCUCCGGCCCAGAUACCGACCUCUAUGUCGGCAGCCCAGGGCAACGGGGCCCCGCAGACGCAGCCUGCCGGUCCCGUACCUGCCACAGCAGUUCCUGGACCGCCUCCAGCACAACCGGCUACAUCGUCGGGGCCUGUGCUCAGCAGCCAGAUGCCCGUGCACCAUCCAGCCAUGCCAGCCGUACGUGGAUACUCGUACGGCCCAUACGGCGAGCCGAGUCCCUACCCGCCCCACGUGCGGCCACCUCCUGGUCCCUAUCACCACCCGGCGAUGGCCGGGCCCCACGGGCACAUGGUCGCGUUCCACCCCGGCUUCCCGCCGGUGCAUCAUCUGCCCCAUCGCGGGCCUUAUUACCCCCAUGAUGGACGCUUCCCGCCGAUGGGCCCGUGCCAUCCCGGCUAUCCGCCACCGGGCUAUUACCGUGGCCAUCCUACACUACCGCCACCCCACCCGCAUCCGGCCUACCACUACAUGCCGCCACCGUACGGCGGUCACCAUCCUGCAAUGCAUCCCGGCAUGUAUCACAUGCCGCAAGGCGUACCUGGGACAGGCGGUCAGCAGCCGCAUGACGGACAUCCUCGCGACGGCACGGCAUCAGCAGCUUCCGCUGGUACUGCUGUCUGCGGCGGCAUUGGCUCGGAUGGCGGUACGGAUCCCGCUUCAGCUGCGAGGCAGGCUGCGAAGGUGAACGGCAGCAGCGGAGGUUCCGAGAGUGAGGAGGUGGGGCUCGAGGCCGUGAUCACAUUGCGACCGGGUGCCGCAGAUCAUGGAAACGCGUCAGGCGAGCGGGCGUCUGCUGGGCCCGAUGGCUCCGAGGACGUUUUGGCAGCAGGCGAGAAUUCGUGCAUUGACGCGUCCGGGCGACCUGUGCAAGCCCUGCCGCCGCCUGGCAUGGGCCCAGGCGGCGAAGUCCUUCCGGAGGGCGGCCCUGUGCACAUGCACAUGCACAAACUUGCACAUUGGCCACAUGCGGUGCCUCCACCGCCGCAUGCGGUCGGCGGGCCAAUGCCCGGCGUUGGGAGCUAUGAGUGGGCGCACCCGCCACCACCUCCUAUGAUGGCGGGCUAUCCCCCCCUCCAUCCGUCGGGGGCCUGGCCAUACCCGUUCGACCCGAUGGCGGCUGCCAUGCACCACCAGCACAUGAUGAUGGGUGAGGAUCUGCAGGAGGAAGAUCAUGCCGCCCUUGAGAUGCACCAAGCGCAGCGCAGGCGGCCUUCACAAUCGAGCUUAGGCGGUCAGCUAGGUGGUGGCAUGCCGUCGCAGCACCAGAUGCACUUGCAUCCAGCGAUGCGGCGGCCACCCUUUCCACAGCCACAACAUUCUGGUUACGUCAUGCCUGUGGGUGCGGGCAAGGGACCGUUCGGUGUUGACCCGGCGAUGCAGCGACCGGGCUCGGCGGAGGCACAGGCACAGGGCCCAGGAUCCCUUCAGAUGCAGCGCAGCGGCUCGUUGGGUCAGCUGUUUGCGGCUGCGGACGGCCAGUGCAAUGUGUCCAGGCGCACACAACGGCUGAAGAAGCGUCGUAGUGCUGACUCGGCCCCGCAGCAGCAGCCCGGCACAACGCCGGAUCCCUUCAUCGCGGCCAUGGCCGCGGCUGAGCGCGCUGCCAUGGGGCGCGACAGCUCCACCGGCAGUGGUGCGCAUGUUGGUUUGCCUCCCAUGUUCCCGGGCUCUGGGGGGGCGCGGCGUUCGUCCAACGGGUCAGACCGUACGGCUCUCCAGUGCAGGGCGUUGAUUCCCGGCAACAAUCGCCAGCGCUCGGACCCCGGCUACCUCAUCGAGAACGGCGACCAAGGCGUCGGGUGGGGACUAGGCGCUGGGGCCAUGGCGGGGCCAAUGGCGGGCCUUGGGCAACUUGUCCAUUACCCACAGCACAUGCAGCAACUGGCAGCGCCAGCACAGCCGCAACAGCUGCGGCGCCCAUCGGACAAUGGAUUGGGUGGUGGUGGCCGCGUCAUUAACCUGCCAAAGCGGUAUGCAUGCCUGGGCGGCGUUAGAAUACUUAACGGCCGGGCCGGGGUCAUCUUGGGACUUCCCAUGACAUCAGAGCUGAUUGAUGCUCGUACACCCCCUAUACGCUAUACCAGGUUUGAGGACGCCAUCAUGACACUUGAAUAUCCCAGGGGAUCCCACCCAGGCUAUGCGCCGGCCUUCCAAUAUGACACCUACGACGAUGCUGGGCCUGCACUGGAGGAGCCGGUGUACGAGGAGGAAGAGGAGGAAGCGCAGGACGUGGACUUGGGCGAUGUUGCCGACGAUAGCGACGAAGACUACGAGGCGGGCGCUGCGGCGCGCCGCGCUUACCGCGGCGGCCGGCAAGGCUGCGCGCCUAUUACGGACGUUGUGACACGCAAACGCAAAGCUCCUAUGAUGCGGGAGGAGCUUCCUCAGCCUGAGAAGAAGCGAAAAACGCGCGAUCCUGCCACGAUUUCCAAGGUGGUCCUCAAUUGCGUUACCAUUCUGCGUAUGGUCAACCAUGACCUGGUCUACGAGAAAGAGAUCCGCAACGCGCUGGGCAACAAUCCAGACACGUCCAAGGCCCUUCGGCUGUUGAUGAACCAGGGCAAGCUGGUCCGGACCGGCCAGGGCGGCCGCGGCAACCCUUUCUGCUACAGGUGCACACAGCUCGGCAUUGAGACCCUGCAGCGCAUUGAGGACGCCGCCACGCCGGAUGACGAUCCAGCUGCAGGCCCUAACCAGGAGCAGCGCGCUGCGGCGGUAGCCGUUGUGAGGCCGCCGGAGGAGUGCUGA